UCCUCUCACUUCUCUUCAGUCUUAAAGGGGAAUGGCACCAUGUUAAGAAUUCACAUCUUGUUUUUGCUUUAGUCAGUACUGAGGGUUGUGCUCCCUGGAGACAAAUUCCAAGAUGUUGUCUGCUUUCUGGUUUCUGGAAGUAGUAAUGCAGGUUCACAUUUCACUGAGGUCACUGACUAGACAUUAAAUAAUCUCAUUUCAAUGUGUUAUUCGGCUGUCAUUACAUUUAGUCGGUCAUGUGUAGAGGAACUAAGUACAUUUACUCAAGUACUGUAAAGCUGCUGUAAUUGUUCUGCUGAUACAGUGAGAAUGUAUAACUAUACCUGCAUUUUAGUCACAGCAGUUACCUGAUUCAAAACUAAAUGACUCUGGUAACCAGACUAUUAGUGCUAAAGUGUCACCAGCUAUUCUAGCUACAUAACAAACUGGUCAUGUGGCAUAGGUUAAAAAAAAAUCAGCAGUUUAAACAGAAUAUGAGAACUCCUAGUUUUAUUGACAUGUUAUUCUGUAGCCUAUGUACUGCUUAUGUUCCUCAGAUUGUAUUUAGAACCUUAUAUUUAUUUUUGUCUGCUUAAUGAAUCAGUUUGUGUCUUUAUUUUGUGUCUCAUUUUGUUGUUGGCUUCAUGGCCUCAGGGCUCCAUCCAUCCAUCCAAGGCGCUGUUGCGCGCUGUGCGCACCAUCCCUCCUCAUGUGUUUGACGUCAGUAACUUAGGAGGGGCUCCUCGGUGAAGCUGGUUGCUGUUUGUGGUGCUGAAACGACGCCUGGCUUGCGUUGCCAUUUACGAGGUUUUGGCUUCUGUGUUUUUACCGUUAAACAUGCCGUUUUAGUCCGAGUGUCGUCUGAGCAGCUCACACCUGAGUUGACGUUAAACAUGCUGUUUCAGCGGAGGUCUGUGAUGGAUUAGUAGUAGUACGGUGUAAGACGGACACGGAAUGGAUUUACUGUGGUGUCCCAUCGUCGCUGCCUUGGCUGCCAGCCUCUGCUGCACACCUGCCGUCGCUGACCACAAAUUUGGUUGCCUGUUUGAAGACAAGCUCUGUACACCAUAUGAGUUCUGUGUCAAUGAUGGAGUGCUUGGAAGGUGCCAGGAGUUGGCUGGUGCAGACCUGUACACACAUGAGAUUUCUCCCUCUGCUCUGCAACGCCUCAAGAUCCUCCUACAGAAACUGGCUCACAGAGGAUUCACAUGGCAGGAUGACAUCACUCAGCAGGUCAUUUCUAGAGAGCUGUCCAAGCUGAGGAAUGUCCCCCUGCGCCACAAGCCCGCAGCUUCAAGCCCUCUGACCUCCUACAGCAGCUCCAGAGACAGGAAGCUGAGGCCUGUGCAGGCAGGGCUGAGUAGAAGCCUUCAGCAGUACCUGACAAACCUGGGCUUCCUGCCACAUGCUGCAGUAAAUGGACAACCAGGAGUCCAACCAGAAAGAGCCAGCACUCAGAAUGGAGAUGGUCCUUUGGAGUCCAAGCAGCCAAAACCCCAGCAGGGCUGGAAGGAGACCACUAUCUACAGUCUUCAGAAAGGAGCUGACCAACCUCCUGUCACCAAAGUCUUGACCCAGAGUGGUGAGGGCAGGCACCCCAAGCUCAGUACAACUUUCUCCAACUGGGACCUGGCAAGAGGCAAGCUGCUUUCUAGCCACCUGGAGCAGCUUCUUGCCGGAGCAUCAGGCACCCCACAGAACACCCCAGGUGGACAGGCUGUGUGGCCCGAAGGGAAGCUCCACUACCUCAGUUCCAUUCAGCCAGCUCAGAGUGACCAUUCAGAAUUGCAGCCUCAGGUGGCUUUUGGCUCCAGAACCCAGAAACCUAAUCUAAACAGACUUCCAUUCAAGGCCAACUCAAACCGUUUAACUGCUGAAGAACCUCUUAACAUCAUGGACGAGCGGUUUAUCCAGAAUGUGGUGAACCAGCUGGGGAGGCACAGCAUCAGCAUGGGGGCUUUGAUGGGGAAAGAUCAGGACCAUGUGGCUAAGGUCAUCACAGGUUCUCUGCAGAAAGUGGAUGAGGAGCGGCCUGCGGUUGGGGCCCAGCCAGGACCAGGAUCUGCUGAUUCCAGGGGGGGCAUGGAGGGUAACAAGGAGCCACUGGCAGGCAUGCAGCUGAAUCAUCAGCUUGAACUGAAGUUGGACAAAGAACAGGAUCAGAACCAGAAAGACACAGUGAGAAUGAAACAACAAGGCCAGCAAGUAGAAGGUGCAGACAAAGAGCCUGUUGACAAGCAUGCAGCUUUCUUCUCCAAGCUGUUGGACUACCUCAAUAUGGAGCCCUUCGAUGACACUCCAGGGGUCAACACUGGACCCCCAGCUCCACUACAGAAAACAAUCGGACUUGAGAGUGUUCACAGCCGUACAACGCAGGGCCAAGUUCCCCUGCCCCAUCGCUGGGAGGAGAAGACCAUGGCCGUGCCUGCGAAGGAAGGCUCCAUCCUACGGUUAACUGGGAAUGCAGAAGGGCCCAAUGCACAGGUGGACUCAGAGAUCGACAGGUGGAUGCAGGGGAUUCAGACCCCGGCAGCAAAGCAGCAGGUGGAGGAGCCAGAGAAGAAGGACAUGAAAAUUAAAACUCAGCUGGUCCAUGUGGGGAUGAAGGAGUUCUCCAGCAGAGGGAAGGACAGACACUUUGGCUACAUUAUCACCAGCUCAGACUCUCUUACCAGUGACCAGGGCUUAGCCCUCAUGGAGCAUCUGACGCAGAGGCUGAAUCUUCACGCCACAUACCUCACCCAGCUCUCUGUCCUGGGUCCUGCCUUGACUUUCAGAGUUGGUCCCAACCCCAAGAACGUGACCAACGCAGAUCUGGUUCAAGUCGCAGUCCAACAGAAGCAGCAGCUGGAGAAGGAAACAGGCCUGAAGAUAGUGGAGGCUGGAGUUAGUGAUGGAGCCCUGAUGCUCCUGUGACGCAUUCAUUUGAAGAAAUUAAGCAGAAGGACACUCAGGAUUAUCCAGAUGAAAGGAAAGCAAAUGUGCAUUCAUUCAACACUGAUAAAUAGCUGCACGCAUCAGAAGUAAGGAUCUAAUCAAGCACCUACUGAUGCAUCAUAGCCCUCCAUGUUUGCCUGGUAAAUGAGUUUCUCUGUGGAGAUGAGAUAAACAGCCUUAGAGCCUUGAGAUACCCUCCUCACAAAGCAUGCUGGGAGUUAAAUUGAUGUGGCCUGUACAUUGCAGGACAUUUCCAGUGGCAGCAACCAUCACACACUGUAUAGAAAAGAUAAUUUUCCCAUGUCUAUGCUGUCUCCCUUUUCGUGUCAUUGCCUUUUUUCCCCAGUCUGCCUUCCACUUACAGUAUAGCACUUUUAUAGUUCCUCAUUUUCUCUCAUCUUAUUCCACAGUGUCUUUCUCAUGUUCUUCUCAAUUAUCUCUGAGUCACGUUUUUUCUCUUCAGUGUGACCCCUUUCUGUUCCUUGUCUGUCUCUCCUUGCCUCCUUUUCACUCUUUCAUUCCCACUCAGACUGAUUCCUGUGCUUAGCCAGCACCGGUGCAGCGCUGUGUUUGUCAUAUUGAGCCUAUUUGCAGAUAAUUAGCUGCAAUAAUGACCUCUCUGCAGGAGAUGGGGCAAGGGAGGAAAGAGGGAAGGAGGAAUGGAAGAAUCUGUCUUCCACCUCAUGGGGAGAAAAUUUAUUUGUAGAAAAGCAUGUUAAGGAAGUCUGGCCUGUACUGUAU
This is a messenger RNA of Monopterus albus (swamp eel), 3657 nucleotides long. Its product is annotated as receptor-type tyrosine-protein phosphatase N2-like. Gene Ontology annotation, biological process: regulation of secretion; insulin secretion involved in cellular response to glucose stimulus. Gene Ontology annotation, cellular component: synapse; secretory granule. The record is from RefSeq and is a predicted model, not a curated record. Lineage: Eukaryota; Metazoa; Chordata; Actinopteri; Synbranchiformes; Synbranchidae. The coding region runs from base 934 to 2895 and encodes 653 amino acids. The transcript is spliced from 12 exons.